GGAAAUCAGGCAGCCUUGACUCUGCUCAGAAUCUCACAAGGCCGCAAUCAAGAUGCUGGCCAGCUCUGGAAGAUGGUUCUGCUCUACCCAGAAAGUCUCAUUAUGGCAAACCAGCUCAGUCCUGCCAACAUGAAACCUGCUCAGCUCCUCCUCCUCCUGCUUUUCCAGUCUCAAGUUUCACAAACCAGCUCAACCCCACAAAUUGUGAAUGGGGCUCUGGGGGAGUCAGUAAUGCUUCCCCUGAAGUUUUCUGCAGAGAAGAGGAUCAUGUCUAUCAUCUGGCUUCACAACGGAAUAUCUAUCGCCUUCACACAGUUAGAAGGACAAAGUUCACUGACAUAUAUAACUGAUCCAAAAUGGAAAAAUCGAUUGAGUGUCACUGACUCCUACUCCUUGCAAAUCAGCAACCUGACAAUGGCAGACGCAGGAUCUUACAGCACCCACAUAACCACAAUGACCUCUUCAGUGGUGUCCACUUAUGAUCUGAGGAUUUUCAAGAGACUGCCAAGGCCUCAAGUUCAAGUGGAUUCCCUCUCCUGUGAGCACAGCACCUGUAUUGUCACCUUGAGGUGUUCUGUGGAGGAAGGAGGAGAGAACAUCAUAUAUGAGUGGACAAAAACAGGACCAAGGACUGUUCUGACCCAGGAAGGAUCAGUCCUCAGUGACUCCUGUAAUUGGAACUACACCUGCACAGCUACGAACCCUGUUGGCAACAGCACGUCCAGCCUCAACCUUGUUCAGCAGCUUUGUGCAGGUUCCAAGGCAACUACAGGCACUUUCUCACCAGUGACAUGGAUUCUCCUCGGGAAGGGGCUUCUCCUUGUAUCCUGGGGGUUCUAGGAACUUGGCACUUCCAGACACAGGUACUCAGUAGACCUCUCAAGUCAAUUCAGGGCAGUGAAAUCACUAGUGCCCCAGAAUAGUCAGGCUGUGUCCUGGAUGAGGCCGUCACUCCUCCAUAGCUCAGUUGAGUCCCAUUUACUGACAUGUAUACCUUUCAAGGUGCACUGCUAUAUAUUUUCCAAGGCCAGUUUCAUAUCCUGGCAUGUGUGUGCCCAUAUGCACACACACUGCAUGAGAAUGAGGAAGUUUUAGCAAGAAAAGAUAAAAUAACUGCAUGAAAACCAUGUUUUCUAGUCUAAGAAGACUUUUCCUCCAUAAUUUGAGGUUUCUGAAAUCGAGAUGAGUCAUAAUAUUGGUGUGUGUAGCUAAAAGAGAUAAUGUAUUUUUCUCUUAAAAGGCUUUUUAUUAAAAUGAUCCUGCUUUUAAAAAUCCAUAAGGUCUUAGAAUUCUUGAAAUACUGUAGCUAUAAUACAAAGGCAGGGCUUCCAUGUAGAUUAAUAUCCAGAUUUGAGGACUGAAAUUUCUGAAGUAUGGAGCAUUUUAAGGACUGCACUUCAAGGAAUGCUGAUGGUUAGAGAUGAGAGAACAGGGGGAGUCAGGGCCACAGUAGCCCAUUAGAGUGAAAUUGUAAUCAUCAGUAAGCUCCUACUGUGGGUGAGUGCUAGAACAUAUUGCUUCCUUAAUUAUGACCAAAACUCUAUAAAAUAGACUGUCUUAUACCCAUGUGGCCAGUGAAGAAGCUGACCCUAAGAGGGGCUGAGUAACAUGGCCUGACUCACUCAGCUGUAAGUGAUGAAGUCAGAUUAGUUGAGUGCCUUACAUAGAGGAUGAAUAAAGUAGUCUAAGAUAUGGUAGCAAAUAGACUCCCAAAGUUCCAGGGACUUUAUGUCUUGCUCACAUGAAAGUCCUGCAUGGAAGUUCAUGCCAGCAGGUCAGCGUGUUUCCACAUGGUCUUUUAGGGACCUCUUCUGACACUGAUCCUUGCAUCUUCAACACAUGGCUCCCCACGGCACCCUUGGCAUCAACACUGCCAUCCAGGGAACGUGAGCUCCAAGAACACACAUGGGAGAGUCCUUGGACCAAGCCUAGAGGUGGCAUACAUUAUUUUGGACCAAACUUUAUUAAGGAGAACAUGGUUAUUAUAGCCAAACUUAAGUGAGAGAGCAUUUGACAAAGUAAUCUAGCUGUGUGCCCAAAGAGGAAGUUGAUUUUGGUGGAUAAAACACAUUCACAUAGAUGUUUCUCUUAAAAAGCUAAACAUCAUUAGACGGUGACCAAUGCAAUAGAAAUUCCAACAGAAUGUGAUAGGUAAUAUGUUGGAGUGCACGGUUGUAUGAUGAGGGCCCUAACUGCUACAGGGGAUUAGGGAAGUCUUUCCAAGAAAAGCCUUUUUUAAUGUCCUUAAUAAUAUUUGAUUGUGAUAAAAUACUUACAAAAUUCACCAUCUUAACGAUUCUUAAGAAUAUAGUUCAGUGGCAUCAAGUACAGUCACAGCAUUGUGUUCCAUCACCACCAUCCAUCCACAGAACUCUUUUUAUUUUGCAAAACAGACACUAUUUACCCAUUAAACAAUAAUUCUCCAUUUUCCCUCGCACCUGAGUCCCUGGCCACCGCCAUUCUACUUUCUGUCUCUGUGAAUUUGACUACUCUAGGUACCUCAGAUAAGUGGAAUUAUACAGUAUUAGUUCUUUUGUGACUGGCUUAUUUCAUU
Molecule: messenger RNA, 2554 nt
Organism: Camelus dromedarius (Arabian camel)
Lineage: Eukaryota; Metazoa; Chordata; Mammalia; Artiodactyla; Camelidae
Product: SLAM family member 6
Exons: 6
Coding region: 73-840 (255 amino acids)
Biological process (GO): T cell activation
Cellular component (GO): external side of plasma membrane
Source: RefSeq, a predicted model, not a curated record